Orcinus orca (killer whale) is the source of this 10007-nucleotide messenger RNA. RefSeq names its product trinucleotide repeat containing adaptor 6B (gene TNRC6B). Lineage: Eukaryota; Metazoa; Chordata; Mammalia; Artiodactyla; Delphinidae. The record is from RefSeq and is a predicted model, not a curated record. Gene Ontology annotation, molecular function: nucleic acid binding. Gene Ontology annotation, biological process: miRNA-mediated post-transcriptional gene silencing; positive regulation of nuclear-transcribed mRNA poly(A) tail shortening. The transcript is spliced from 25 exons. Gene Ontology annotation, cellular component: P-body; nucleoplasm. The coding region runs from base 2746 to 8283 and encodes 1845 amino acids.
GCAGUAUUUGUGUGUUUCUGCAGAGUUUUGCACAGAGUCUGUUCCCAUGCAGACCAAUGAGGGAGAAGUAUCGGAAGAAAGCAGUUCCAAGAUUCGAAUGGAGGCAGGGAGUGGAAGAGGCACUUAAGGUCAGAGGCGGAUUUCAGAAUUCAUGGACCUCGGUGUGGAGCGGUCCAGAUGGAUGGCAAGGCCCAGCAUCGGGUCCUGCCCGUCUCCUCCCUGAAGCAGGAAGGAGAUGGAUCUUCUGUCUAGAAUGGGUCUAGAGUAUCUGAUGCCUUUAAACUGAGUUAAGUGCCCUUCCUUCCUUGUUUCAUUGCAUUCUCACACUGUAUUGUAAUUGACUAGUUUUUGUUUGUCUUUCCCACCAAUCUGUAAGUUUUUGGGGGGGCAAAGACUGUCUUCUUCCCCAUUACCUCAGCACAGCACCUAGCAUGUAAUAUGUACCCAAUAAAUAAUUUGUUGAACGAAUGAAUCGUAGUGGGAGAAAGGUUAGGUUAUGGUGUAAGUUUUAUAAGUAAAAAUACUGAAGCUCCUGAAAAUGAGGUCAAGGGGGAGGAGUGGUGGGGAUCAUCAAAUUAAGUCCAAAGUGUUCAAGACAUUUGUAGAAAAGAGAAAUUAAGAUGCGAAGGGACUGGAAGUGGACUUGAGAAAAACAGGAAGUGGCAAUAAGGAGCAGUGAUCUUUCUGGACCAUUUUUAUUGCCUUCUGAGAUGAUGAAGAGUGAGAAAAGGUGAAGGAGGUAGUAUCUUCUGGGGAAAAGCAUUUUAAUUAAUACUUAAAAGAAUGAGCAGAAAUAUGAAGUAUAUGUAAGGCAGAAGACCAGGGCUUCUAGGCAAGAAGGGACAUUAUAUGUAAAGGCACAGAGGGGUGAGGAGUUGGUGUGUGCUCCACCAGGGGUUCAUAAUGGGUGAGUGAGGCAGGGGUGAUAAAAAAGAUCACUUAGGCAAAUGAACUGAAAUUUUAUCCCUCAAGACAGGUGAUAGAGUGCCAUUGAAGAAUUUCAAGGAGAGUGAUGUGAUCAUGUUCGCAUUUUACAAAGUCCAUUUGAUGGAACUGGUUUGGAGGAUGGAUUGAAAUGAGAUGGGACCCAGAAGCACAAAGACUAGUGAGAAGGUUUUUGUAGUGGUGAGACUUAGAGAAGCUGGCUUUAACUAUGGCAGUUAAAGAGGAUAAAGAAGGGGUAAUGGGUAUGAGAGCUGUUUGAGAGGUAGAAACCACUGUACUUGGUGAUUAAUAGGAUGUGGGGUUAAGGAAGGAAGGUGGAGAACCUAUAACCUUGACUGUAGGUUUCCUGUUUAAGGAUCUUGGUGAAGAUGGUACCAUUUACAGAGAUAGGGGAUAUAAAAAGGAGUGGAAAUUUAAGGCCAAAGAUGAUGUUUCAUUUUGGACCUAUUGGGCCAUCCAAGUGGAGACCCAAAUAUGCAAAAUAUGAGGGCUGCAGUUAAAGAUUCGAAAGCCAGUAUAGGGGAGGUUGUUGAAGCUGUGGGGUUUUUUUGUUUGUUUGUUUUUAAUUUUUGGCUGCAUUGGGUCUGCGUUGCUGCACACGGGCUUUCUCUAGUUGUGGCGAGUGGGGGCUACUCUUCGUUGCGGGGCACGGGCUUUUCAUUGCGCUGGCUUCUCUUGUUGCAGAGCAUGGGCUCUAGGCGCGCGGGCUUCAGUAGUUACGGUGCAUGGGCUCAGUAGUUGUGGCACGCGGGCUUAGUUGCUCCACGGCAUGUGGGAUCUUCCCGGACCAGGGCUCGAACCCAUGUCCCCUGCAUUGGCAGGCGUAUUCUUAACCACUGAGCCACCAGGAAAGUCCCAAGCUGUAGGCUUUUUGAUUAUUAUUUCUCUUCAUUAUUGUGCUAAUUAGAAAUGGUUAUAGAUAAGACUUUUUUAAAAUAAAUUUAUUUAUUUUCAACUGCAAUGGGUCUUCGUUGCUGCGCGUGAGCUUUCUCUAGUUGCGGCGAGUGGGGGCUACUCUUCGUUGCGGUGCACAGGCUUCUCAUUGCGGUGGCUUCUCUUGUUGUGGAGCACGGGCUCUAGGUGCAUGGGCUUCAGUAGUUGUGGCACGUGGGCUCAGUAGCUGUGGCUCGUGGGCUCUAGAGCACAGGCUCAGUAGUUGUGGCGCACGGGCUUGGUUGCUCCAUGGCAUGUGGGAUCUUCCCGGACCAGGGCUCGAACCCGUGUCCCCUGCAUCGGCAGGCGGACUCUCAACCACUGCGCCACCAGGGAAGUCCCUAGAUAAGCCUUUAAAAAAAAAACAACUAGUAAGCAGAGGCUAAGUCCACAAAGUAGAGCUCUUUAACUGGGGAGGAUUUUUAAAGGUCAAAAAUCAAGAAAUUUUCAUGAUAUAUGUAAGUGGGAGAAUAGCCAUUCUUGUCUUUGAGAAAAUGAUUCCAAGGAACUUUAAUAACUUUAAACAAUGUGUCAUCUUUUUUUCUAAUUAAGGCAUAACAUUUAUUUGUAGAGUUAAGUGCAUAAAAUGUACAGUUCAGUGAUUUUUUUUUCCGCCUAUGUGUACUUUCUUGUAACCACAACCCAGAUCAAGAUCAUCUCCAGCUCCUCAUAAAGUUCCCUUUGCAACAUUAUAACCAUGUUUUUUCUUCUAGAGGUUUAGAUCACUGUGUAAAUUUAGGAUGGAAGAAUCCUCCCUCUCCUUGGCAAAAUCUGGUAGGCUGCAGAAUCAGGAAGUCCGUAGAGAAGAAUAAAAGUCGAAACCUGGUUUGAAUUUCACAUUAUGCAGUGGAACAGGAGGAUUUUGUAAUGGAAGGGCAUGGCAAGACUCCACCUCCUGGUGAAGAAAGCAAACAAGAGAAGGAGCAAGAAAGGGAAGAACAGUUAAUGGAAGACAAGAAAAGGAAGAAAGAGGAUAAAAAGAAAAAAGAAGCCACUCAGAAGGUCACGGAACAAAAAACCAAAGUGCCCGAAGUGACGAAACCAAGUUUAAGCCAACCAACGGCCGCCAGCCCAAUUGGCAGCUCUCCAUCGCCACCAGUCAAUGGUGGCAACAAUGCCAAAAGGGUGGCAGUGCCGAACGGACAACCGCCAAGCGCCGCCCGCUACAUGCCUCGGGAGGUGCCGCCGCGAUUCCGUUGCCAGCAGGACCACAAAGUGUUACUAAAACGUGGGCAGCCUCCUCCACCGUCCUGCAUGCUCCUCGGGGGCGGGGCGGGGCCUCCUCCCUCCACAGCGCCAGGAGCAAACCCCAACGCACAAGUGACAGGAGCGCUGCUGCAGAGCGAGGGUGGGACCGCACCAGAGUCAGCCCUUGGAGGUGCUGCUGCUUCACAUUAUGCAAAUCCCACUUGGGGCCCGGGAGCCUCCUCCAACAACGGCGCCUCCCCCAACCCUAUUCACAUCUGGGACAAGGUGAUUGUAGACGGGUCUGACAUGGAAGAGUGGCCUUGCAUUGCCAGCAAAGACACUGAGUCUUCUUCCGAAAACACCACCGAUAACAACAGUGCCUCGAACCCUGGCUCUGAGAAGAGCACUCUGCCAGGAAGCACCACUAGUAACAAAGGAAAAGGGAGCCAGUGCCAGUCUGCAAGUUCUGGGAACGAAUGUAAUCUUGGGGUCUGGAAAUCUGACCCUAAGGCUAAAUCUGUUCAAUCUUCCAACUCUACGACAGAAAGCAACAAUGGACUAGGGAAUUGGAGGAGUGUGAGCGGCCAGGACAGAAUUGGACCUGGCUCUGGCUUCAGCAACUUUAACCCAAAUAGCAACCCAUCUGCCUGGCCAGCGCUGGUCCAAGAAGGAAAUUCUAGGAAAGGGGCAUUGGAAACGGAUACUAGUAAUUCCAGUGCACAGGUUAGCACAGUAGGUCAGGCAUCCAGGGAACAGCAGUCAAAGAUGGAAAAUGCGGGUGUUAAUUUUGUUGUCUCUGGCAGAGAACAGGCUCAAAUUCAUAACACUGAUGGACCAAAAAAUGGAAACACUAACUCCUUGAACUUAAGUUCACCAAACCCCAUGGAGAAUAAGGGAAUGCCCUUCGGAAUGGGCUUGGGGAACGCCUCCAGGAGCACUGAUGCCCCUUCACAAAGCACUGGAGAUCGAAAGACUGGGAGUGUUGGAUCUUGGAGUGCAGCUAGGGGGCCUUCUGGAACUGACACAGCCUCUGGACAGAGCAAUUCUGGAAACAAUGGGAACAAUGGAAAGGAUAGAGAGGACUCCUGGAAAGGAGCUCCUGUUCAGAAAUCAACCGGGUCAAAAAAUGACUCUUGGGACAACAAUAACAGGUCUACGGGUGGGUCCUGGAACUUUGGCCCUCAGGACUCUAAUGACAACAAAUGGGGUGAAGGGAACAAAAUGACAUCUGGGGUCUCUCAGGGAGAAUGGAAACAGCCGACUGGGUCUGAUGAGUUGAAAAUUGGAGAAUGGAGUGGUCCAAACCAACCAAAUUCUAGCACUGGAGCAUGGGACAAUCAAAAGGGCCACCCCCUCCCUGAAAACCAAGGCAAUGCCCAGGCUCCCUGUUGGGGAAGAUCUUCCAGCUCCACGGGAAGUGAAGUUGGAGGUCAAAGCACUGGAAGCAACCACAAAGCAGGAAGUAGUGACAGUCAUAAUUCUGGCCGUCGGUCGUACAGGCCCACACAUCCUGAUUGUCAGGCUGUCUUGCAGACUCUUUUGAGCCGAACUGAUUUGGACCCCAGGGUGCUCUCAAACACUGGCUGGGGCCAAACUCAAAUUAAGCAGGACACAGUGUGGGAUAUCGAAGAGGUGCCAAGGCCCGAGGGGAAAUCUGACAAAGGAACUGAGGGGUGGGAGAGCGCUGCCACACAGACCAAGAACUCAGGGGGCUGGGGAGAUGCACCCAGCCAAAGCAAUCAAAUGAAGUCUGGAUGGGGGGAGCUCUCAGCCUCUACAGAGUGGAAAGACCCCAAGAACACAGGAGGCUGGAAUGACUACAAGAACAACAACUCUUCCAGUUGGGGAGGAGGACGACCAGAUGAAAAGACAUCUUCCUCUUGGAAUGAGAAUUCCAACAAGGAGCAGGGGUGGGGAGGUGGACGCCAGCCCAAUCAAGGAUGGACUUCUGGAAAGAAUGGUUGGGGAGAGGAGGUCGAUCAGGCGAAAACUAGCAAUUGGGAAAGUUCUGCCAGUAAACCUGUGUCUGGGUGGGGUGAAGGAGGGCAGAAUGAAAUCGGAACUUGGGGGAACGGUGGGAAUGCAAGCCUAGCUUCAAAAGGCGGGUGGGAAGAUUGCAAAAGAUCUACAGCCUGGACAGAGACAGGCAGACAACCCAGUUCCUGGAACAAACAGCACCAACAGCAGCAGCAGGCACAGCAGCCACCGCCACCACAACCAGAGACUUCUGGUUCAUGGGGAGGCCCAGCCCCACCACCUCCAGGCAAUGGGCGACCUUCCAGUUCCAACUGGAGCAGCGGGCCGCAGCCAGUGAACCCGAAGGAUGAGGAACCCAGUGGUUGGGAAGAGCCGUCCCCACAGUCGAUUAGUCGGAAGAUGGACAUUGAUGAUGGCACUUCGGCGUGGGGAGACCCUAACAGUUACAACUACAAGAAUGUGAAUCUGUGGGAUAAGAAUUCCCAAGGGGGCCCAGCACCUCGAGAACCAAACCUGCCUACCCCGAUGACUGCUAAAUCAGCAUCAGUCUGGAGCAAAAGCACACCACCUGCUCCAGAUAAUGGUACUUCAGCUUGGGGUGAGCCAAAUGAAAGCAGUCCUGGGUGGGGUGAAAUGGAUGACACAGGAGCAUCGACCACAGGCUGGGGGACCACACCCUCCAGUGCUCCAAAUGCCAUGAAACCUAAUUCCAAAUCUAUGCAAGACGGCUGGGGGGAGAGUGACGGGCCCGUGACAGGAACCCGCCAUCCCAGCUGGGAAGAGGAGGAGGAUGGAGGAGUCUGGAACACCGCCGGCUCUCAGGGAAGUGCUUCCUCCCACAGUUCGGCAAGCUGGGGCCAAGGAGGAAAGAAACAGAUGAAGUGCUCACUAAAAGGAGGAAACAAUGAUUCAUGGAUGAAUCCCCUUGCCAAACAGUUUUCAAAUAUGGGAUUGCUGAGUCAAACUGAAGAUAAUCCAAGUAGCAAAAUGGAUUUGUCUGUAGGGAGCCUUCCGGAUAAAAAAUUUGAUGUGGACAAGCGAGCAAUGAAUCUCGGGGAUUUUAAUGAUAUCAUGAGGAAGGAUCGAUCUGGGUUCCGUCCACCUAAUUCCAAAGACAUGGGAACCACAGAUAGUGGGCCUUAUUUUGAGAAGCUGACUUUGCCUUUCUCCAAUCAAGAUGGGUGCCUUGGGGAUGAGGCUCCCUGCUCUCCCUUCUCCCCUUCUCCCAGCUACAAGCUGUCUCCCUCUGGUUCCACACUACCCAACGUCAGCCUUGGAGCAAUCGGCACAGGGCUCAACCCCCAAAACUUCGCUGCUAGACAAGGUGGCAAUCAUGGUUUGUUUGGAAAUAGCACAGCACAAUCGAGAGGCGUGCACACCCCCGUGCAGCCACUGAAUUCUUCUCCUAAUCUCCGGGCGCAAGUGCCUCCCCAGUUCAUUUCCCCCCAGGUUUCUGCCUCAAUGCUCAAGCAGUUUCCCAACAGUGGCCUGAAUCCAGGUCUUUUCAAUGUGGGGCCCCAGUUAUCUCCUCAACAAAUUGCCAUGCUGAGCCAGCUUCCACAGAUUCCCCAGUUUCAGUUGGCGUGUCAGCUGCUCCUGCAGCAGCAGCAACAGCAGCAGUUGUUACAGAACCAGAGGAAGCUUUCUCAAGCCGUGCGCCAGCAGCAGGAGCAGCAGCUGGCUCGAAUGGUGAGCGCCCUGCAGCAGCAGCAGCAGCAGCAGAGGCAGCCCAGCAUGAAACAUUCGCCGUCUCAUCCCGUUGGGCCCAAGCCGCAUCUGGACAACAUGGUCCCCAACGCUCUAAAUGUGGGGCUCCCAGACCUUCAAACCAAAGGGCCAAUACCUGGAUAUGGUUCUGGCUUCAGCUCUGGCGGCAUGGACUACGGCAUGGUUGGUGGGAAGGAGGCUGGAACAGAGUCUCGCUUUAAACAGUGGACCUCCAUGAUGGAGGGACUGCCCUCUGUAGCCACACAGGAAGCCAAUAUGCACAAAAAUGGCGCUAUAGUGGCCCCUGGUAAGACCCGAGGAGGGUCACCGUACAACCAGUUUGAUAUCAUCCCGGGUGACACACUGGGUGGCCAUACGGGUCCUGCUGGUGAUAGCUGGUUACCUGCCAAAUCUCCACCAACAAAUAAAAUCGGAAGUAAAUCCAGCAAUGCCAGCUGGCCUCCAGAAUUCCAACCAGGAGUGCCAUGGAAAGGUAUCCAAAACAUUGACCCUGAAUCUGACCCCUAUGUCACCCCAGGAAGUGUGCUGGGGGGUACAGCCACAUCUCCCAUUGUAGAUACUGACCACCAACUUCUGCGGGAUAACACCACAGGGUCUAAUUCUUCCCUCAACACCUCGCUGCCUUCACCUGGUGCCUGGCCCUACAGUGCCUCUGACAACUCCUUCAGCAACGUUCAUAGCACUUCAGCAAAGUUCCCUGAUUACAAAUCGACAUGGUCCCCAGAUCCCAUAGGACACAACCCCACUCAUCUCUCCAACAAGAUGUGGAAAAACCAUAUUUCCUCAAGGAACACUACACCGCUGCCCCGCCCGCCUCCCGGUCUGACCAACCCCAAACCGUCAUCUCCCUGGAGCAGCACAGCACCCCGCUCAGUCAGGGGGUGGGGGACACAGGACUCACGGCUUGCCUCUGCCUCCACCUGGAGUGAUGGUGGUUCAGUUCGUCCUAGUUACUGGCUGGUUCUUCACAAUCUCACUCCACAGAUUGAUGGGUCAACCUUGAGAACCAUCUGCAUGCAGCAUGGCCCACUGCUGACAUUCCAUCUGAACCUAACCCAGGGCACCGCCCUGAUCCGAUACAGCACCAAACAGGAGGCGGCCAAGGCCCAAACUGCACUGCACAUGUGUGUGUUGGGAAACACUACCAUCCUGGCUGAGUUUGCCACUGAUGAUGAAGUUAGCCGCUUUCUGGCACAAGCUCAGCCCCCUACCCCUGCGGCAACCCCGAGUGCACCCGCAGCGGGUUGGCAGUCCCUGGAGACCGGCCAGACCCAGUCAGAUCCCGUCGGACCUGCUCUGAAUCUUUUCGGUGGGUCCACAGGGCUCGGGCAAUGGAGCAGCAGUGCUGGUGGCAGCAGCGGGGCCGAUCUUGCUGGCGCUUCAUUGUGGGGACCCCCAAACUAUUCUUCUAGCUUGUGGGGAGUCCCGACCGUGGAAGACCCCCAUAGGAUGGGCAGCCCUGCUCCUUUACUACCUGGUGACCUUCUGGGAGGAGGGUCGGAUUCAAUCUGAACUUAGAACUUUCAACUCUGACCUCGUGACCUUUUUUGGAACAGCAGCAGCACUAACUUGACCUUUUCGUUUUUUUUUUCAACUUGCAAUAAAUACAUUUUUAAAAGGAAAAAAGAAAACGGAGAGAGAAAAAAAGGUGGGUCAUUGACAGACUGUCUGAGCACAUAGUUGCCUCCCUUAUAACUUCAGUUUUUUCGUUUGGAAUAUGAAUCCAAAAAGAGAACAUAUCACUCUUGAAAUACUUGAAUCAUGAACGCCAACCUAGAAAGACAAUGUGAAGCAAGUACACAUACCAUUUAAAUUUAAACACAAAAAAAUUAAAAAAAUUAGUUUCUAGUUUUUCACUUUUUUCAUGUUAUAUGGAAGUUGUUGCUAAGAAACAUAUAUACUGAAAAAAAAAUAGCUUUUUAACUUUGUUUGCACUGGGUGUGUUUCCGUCCUUAGGUCUACCAUGUUUGGGAGGGAGGGGAAUUCAAAAGAAUUGUUGGGGUGGGGGAGGGAAGACUUGACGGAGCCUCACUUUAAAAACAAAAACACAAAAAACCUAAAAAAAAAAACAAAAAAAAAGAAAAAAAAGAAAAAAAUUGUGAUUGGCUGGUUGGUAAAUACCAGUGUGUUCUGGCACAUGUAACUGCCCAGGCAUGCUCGUUCUGGUAUGUGUGUGCACGUGUGUUCAUGUGCAUUCGCGUGCAUCCUUCUCUCUGUCUCUGUGUGUGUGUGUGUGUGUGUGUGUGUGUGUGUGUGUGUGUGUGUGCGCGCGCGCGCGCGCGCGCUCCUGUGUCCUCCUCCUCUCCCCAUCCUGAUUUCUCAGAAAGCUGCAUUGCUGACAGUCCGCAGGCUGGCUGGCCGGCCAUCUGCUUUUUAUUUUUAUUUUUAUUUUUUUUAACUAUGAGAACACAGGAGCACGAGCACCUCGGGGAGCCACUGCUACUGAAGCCACCCCGUUGGGCUGUAUUGAGAUGAACAGAGUGCUUUUUAAUGAGGAAAGCAGGGAGCUCCUUUACAUUUGCAAAGUAGCCCGAGCGUGAGUUUUCUGUCUCUUUUCUUUUGAGCGAGCAGUAGAGUGGAACACUGCCAAGUCCCCAAAACUAGGAAAGCAGGAGGUACCUCUUGGAGCAACUGUGUGUUUAUUUAUUUCUGUUUUUUUGAAGUAAGUGGCUACUAGUAGGCACAUCUGAAUAUCUGUUAAAUUUCAUGCUGGCCUUUUCAUUAGUCUGAAUGGGAACAGACAGUAAGGUAGCUUUUAAUGAUGUGAUGUCUCAAAAGCAGAAAAACUGUGUUCCCCCUUUGUUGUGUAAUCGGGUAUGAGAAAUUGGUCAGAAAGUCAGGUAAUGCUGAAUUUAAAAUUUCUAUUGUUUCUCUUUAACAUUUUACGAAAACAGAAAAAAAAUAAGUUGUGAGCAGCCUCCUGCAAGCAUCCGCAGCUCCUCCCUCUCUGCCCCCUUCUUGCUGAGCGUUACCUGUGCCAGGCCGUGGCGUGUUACAGCACCAGGCCAUCACUGACAGAAACGUUUACUUAACGAAUGUUCUUAAACCAGUGUGUACUUCAAGCGUUUCCUUUUGUUUCUCUGUGUUGUGUAUUUCCUGUGUAUGUGGUUUUGCUUAGGCAGGUAUAACUUAGCAAAGACUUAAGUAUUGCACCUUUUUUUGGGUUUUGACCUCUUUUUUUUUCCCUUGUAAUGUUGCUUUUUUUAUUUCGGUAUUUAAAGACUUUUUUUUUUUAA